GUUUCAAUGGAGUCUUUCUUGAUGAAUUUACAGCUUCAUCAUAAUUCGAGGUUAUAAGCCGAGAUUUCCAGUUGAGCAACAGAAUAGGAUACUGAAUCUCUGUCCAAACAUAUCUGAACCUCUUCUGCGACUGCUGUACUCGCCUUUUACACGUGACGGCGCAGUAUCAACUUUGAGUUGAUUUACUUUUGUCUUGGCCAAUAUCUUCAAGCUUCAACUUGUCGCAAAGCAUCUGAGACCUCACAAACUAUCUCAGAAAACCUCAUAUAGGAUUCAGUACUCAUGGCGGCCUCAAUUCCACCCGACCUGCGGGUUCUAUGCCGCAAACUCACCUCCAUUCCGCCAACUCAGCUUCCUCAUGCGCUGCCAUCUCUCAUCAACCACAUCCUACACUGCAAGGAGCCAUUGUCAGCGCCUUCGGACCGCAAGGUCAAGGAUAGCUCCCCGGAAGCCGCUCAGCUUGUCCAUAAGCUCAAGGCGAGUAUUACCACUCACUUGAACGGACGAAGUCGCGAGGCUAGAUUCGCUGCAGUUGCUAUAAUCAAGACUGUGGUUGACGUUGGUGGGUGGGAGAUCCUACGAGGUUGUCAACCAUGGGUCACUGGACUCCUGUCUGUAGUUGAGAAAAGCGAUCCCAUUACUUCAAAGGAGUUGGCCAUUGUGGCUCUUACACGCAUCUACAUCUCAGUCCAGCCAUAUCAGACCCUUGUCCGCGAGAUUGCCACACCAACAAUCCCAACAUUUGUUACAGCUUGCAUAAAGCUCAUCAGCUUGCCCAAGAACGGCGAAAAGCUCCAAACGCCCCUAUCUGUCAUUGAGACUAUUUGCGACGCUUUAUCAGCCUUGAUUCCGCUUUACCCAACAACCAUUCGGCCUUCAAACUCCAAGCUCAGAACAGCAGUCAAGCCUUAUCUUGUUCCUACACAAUCAGAUGAGACUAUCAUUCCACAAAGCCUUCAGCGAGCUUCGCGAAAAAUUGUUAUCUCGCUUCACCAUGUUGCGGCCAAGUCAGGAGGUAGUGAUGAGUGGGCCAAGCUGAUCGACACUCUCCUGAAGGAGUUGCACUCUACAGCUGACCAGGUCCUGAGAGCCGUUGAAGAAUCAUGGGAGGGAACAAGCGGCUUCACUCGAUCGCAAGUUGAACUCGAUAAUGAGCCGAACGGUGGUGGCUUAUCUGCGGACGAGCUCCCAGCAUGGUCAGGAACCAACGCUGGGGCUGAUCGUUUAAUUGGCCUCUUCCAGUAUCUUUCUGAUUGUCUGCGAUAUCCUACCAAGGCGCCCGUUACGAUACCCACCAGCGCACUUGUUGACGCUGCAUCUCGGUUGCUUCUCAUAGCCAGACUCUCGCCCAGAUCACAAACAUGGGAUCAAGCGCUUCAGACCAACGCUGCGAUUGCCAGGGAAGAGAAGGAAGAACUCUGGGCUGCGCUACCAGAUAUUCACAUCGCUGCUCUGCACCUCAUUGAAGCCUUGUUCCAGCGUCUGGGUCAGAACGCUGUGUCUAUUGCCCCAGAGGUCCUUGACCACCUUGUCCGAGUAUUCAAGUCAGGAAUCAACCUUCCCACAGUCCGAACGACCGGAUACACUGUCCUCAAAGAGAUCUUGCUUAUCUCUGGCCCAACACUAUCCAAGCCUUCGGUUGGUAGCUUAGACCCUGUAUUUGGCGCUUGCUGUCGUGACUUGCAACAAGAUGCAGGUCACCUUAAAGAGGCUGAGAAGCCAGCGGCAACUGGCACCGACAGUAAGAAGAACAGCAUCGCCGCCAACGCUGAUCUUUUCCUUCAGCCUCAAGCCGCCGUCGUUAUCUCAACCCCUUCCCUAGAGUCCAAGCACAGGGCCGCUGCUGCAAAGCUCUUGCCCGUUAUUCUGUCAAAAGUACCACAGCGACAUCUCAAGCCUUCUUUGCGUGGUCUCGUUGACCAGACAGCUAUCUUGACAAAUAGCCGUGACGCUAUGCUGGCAAGUGUUCUCAACCCAUACAAGGACCAACGUGGUAGAGUGUACCCUAGCAUUCUUCCCCAUCUUACUCAGCAAUUCCCUGAUGACAAAGGUCUUGAGAUUCUGCGCACCAACAUUCGUGCGGGUGCUCAGAGUCUCGCUGAGGGUGAAGAGCCAUUAGAGGCUCUCUCUAUCGAAGAGGAGGAAGAGGAAGAGGAGCAAGAUGAGGAGAUGAAGGAUGGUGAUGUCGAGGAGCAAGACGCAGUGCCUGAAAAGAAGGGUGACUUGUUCAAGCCAGGAGCACUGCCCACAGCUCCACAUGCCGAGAAGAAUCUCCCCAUUCAGAGCAAUCCAUUUGCCCCUAUCGAGAAGGCUGCUCCCUCAACUGAGAAUGCCUUCGCACGGGCAUCCUCACCGCCAAAGCGAAAGCACGAAGGUUCAGAUUCUGCACCUCCGAAGAGACAGGUUCUGGAAAAGUCCUCUUCUCCUGACCGUGUUCUCCCAGCGCCUAUUCAAAGGGCCCCAGUUGUGGCCAAGGAACCUGAAGAGGAAGAGGAUGACGAUGAUGAUAAUGAGAGCGUUCAUCUCAAUAUGGAACUGGACGAUGAAGAUGAAGAUGAAGAUGAGGACUAGACAUUUCACGGGACAUAGAAAAGUAAUUUUAAAAGAUUUAUUGGGGUAUAAAUAUAUGAGCCGAUCCCUAGCCUUCUAGCCUUCACCGACCUUCUUCUCAAUGCACAGUAGCACGUCUACAUCCAAAGCGGCCGUCGUCUCUUCAAUCAAAUCCAGAAACGGCCCACCAACUCCUCCCUACCAUAAGAACGCCUUCGAGCAAUGAUGCCACCUAGUAUACGAAAAUAGAAAAAGUCCCGCUAGUCUCAGUCCCUGAGCCAAGCGCGACGCUUUUCCUCCUUACGAGCCCUUCGCUUCUCUUUGAACUGCUUCAGUUCAGCCUUGGAAGGCUUCUUCCCAGAACGCUCUGCCUUCAAGCUCCGGCCGUCAUGAGCAUUGGCUGCGGCCUCAACGUCAAAAAAGGCGUUCAUCUGGCGCUUUGACUUGGCUUCAUCACUAUGACGCUCGGGCCCUUGGCCAGCUGCUUGGAACUGGCCUGUGAAGCGGUUGAACGUUGCUGUUGCGGCGUAUAUCUCUGCAGGGUCAGUGAUGCCGGCGCUGGUGGUCGCAAUUUGGUCUUCUUCUUGAGUACAUUUUGCGUACCAAGCGUUGGGAUCGUAAUCGCCAUGGAUUGCCGGGUUGUAGCCUCCAGCGACAGGUUUCUCUGAAGCUGGAGGUUGAGGAACACCUGGGGCGGUGCCCGGGGCAGCGGGUAUAGGAGCGCUCGUGGUAAUACGAGGGUUAUCCCACUGAGACUUGCCAGUGAAGCGAUUCACGAAGAACCAAGCUUGCGUGUUUGGGUCCCACUGACAGUCCCAGCCAUCAUCCUCUUGUUGCGGCGCAGGCUCGUUGGGCAACGGAGGGCCACCAGGUACAGGCUCGCUUGGCAAAGGUGGUCCAUCUGGCGUCGGUUCGUUCGGUAGAGGAGGCGCAUCCUUAUCAUCGGGGGCGCUGUUAGGUUCCUUGGGAGAUUCAGAAGCCUCUCCAUCUUCGCGAUCUGAACUCUCCUCCACUGGUUCGGUUGCGCCGUCGCGCUUUGGCGACUCUGGCUUUGGCGACUGAGCUGCAGGCUCCUCUACGCCUGCGGAUGGCUUAGGCGACGACAUGGCGAUUGUUGCGGUUGUUGUUGCGAUGUUGAAGCGUCUAUCAUCCCAAAAAUGAGUUUACGAAAAUCGACAGUGUCAUCGUGAUACUUAUGCACCUGGAGUUUGUCUUAGCAAAGCUGAGCGAGUGUGGUUUUUGUCAUCCAGUAAAUGGAGUCGCAGGCUACGCUUCACAUAGCAAGAGUGCUUUGUGCACGUCGUCGAAAAACGAAUCGUUGUUUGUGACGACGUAGGAUACAAAAAGAUGGUGAAUGUACAGAGUAGAUGCGAAUAAUAAUGAAGAAUGAAUCAGCGGC
Fusarium odoratissimum NRRL 54006 is the source of this 3949-nucleotide messenger RNA. RefSeq lists its product as uncharacterized. Gene Ontology annotation, cellular component: nucleus. Gene Ontology annotation, biological process: rRNA processing. Bases 283 to 2571 code for a protein of 762 amino acids. The transcript has 2 exons. The record is from RefSeq and is a predicted model, not a curated record. Lineage: Eukaryota; Fungi; Ascomycota; Sordariomycetes; Hypocreales; Nectriaceae.